Molecule: messenger RNA, 1622 nt
Organism: Chelmon rostratus (copperband butterflyfish)
Lineage: Eukaryota; Metazoa; Chordata; Actinopteri; Chaetodontiformes; Chaetodontidae
Product: BTB/POZ domain-containing protein KCTD12-like
Exons: 1
Coding region: 89-880 (263 amino acids)
Biological process (GO): protein homooligomerization; regulation of G protein-coupled receptor signaling pathway
Cellular component (GO): presynaptic membrane; postsynaptic membrane
Molecular function (GO): protein binding
Source: RefSeq, a predicted model, not a curated record
AUACAAACAUUUCUGUACAGUGAGGGGACCAUCCGUCCAUGUUAGGGCACCCACAGGGACACUGCCGGGAUUUAAAACACAGAGAGAGAUGGCGCAAACCGACAAAAGUUCAACUUUCCCUGAGAUAGUGGAGCUAAACGUGGGCGGGCAGGUGUACGUGACCCGACGUGAAACUCUCACCGCGGUCCCAAACUCUCUCCUGUGGACCAAGUUCACCCAGAGCGCCCCGGGAGACCUGCCCAAAGACAGCAAGGGCCGCUUCUUCUUCGACCGCGACGGCUUUCUGUUCCGAUACAUCCUGGAUUAUUUACGCGACUCUGAGCUCUUCCUGCCCGAGUUUUUCAAAGAGAGGAGGAGGCUGCAGAAAGAAGCGGACUUCUUCCAGCUGCCCGAGCUGUCGAGGCGCCUGGAGGCGGUCAGUAAAGACAGCUCCUCCGCGGAGGACAGCGGGGAGGCGGAGGAGGCUGAGCUCACCAGCCCGGUCACCUCCUCCUCGGACAGGACCCUGCGCUCUCCCGGGGCCGGCUCCGGCUUCAUCACCAUCGGGUACAGAGGCAGCUACACCAUCGGGAGGGACAUCCAGGCGGACGCGAAGUUCCGCAGGGUGGCCAGAAUAACCGUCUGCAGCAAGAUCUCUCUAGCUAAAGAGGUUUUUGGAGAGACCCUGAACGAGAGCCGCGACCCGGACCGACCGCCUGACAAAUACACCGCCAGGUACUACCUCAAGUAUAACUUUCUGGAGCAGGCGUUUGACCGGCUGGCCGAUGCCGGCUUCCACAUGGUGGCCUGCAGCUCCACCGGGACGUGCUCAUACGGCAGUAGUGACCCCGGGGAAGACAAACUGUGGACCAGCUACACCGAGUACGUUUUCUGCCGGUGAAAGCUGCAGGGGUGCGUUCACGGUCACGACUUGUUUCGACUAACACCAGGGACAGGCAUCACUUCAGUGGUUCCUACAGUCAUUAACAACCCAAAACUGGCAGAGUGAGCCGGUAGCACUUUCUCGUGUUUUUGGCCCUCCGUGGCUCUGUGCAGUGGGAUCAGCCAGAGUUGAACUUUUCUGCCAUUUUCUCCUCUGAUCUGCAAGAGGAGGACUUUUACUCCAAACUCAAACGUUCACCUCAUUGGUCAGACCAAAUUCUUUCAUUCAUUUAGUGGCUCUUUAGCUGGGUUAUUUUUAAGCCUUCUAACCUUUAUGGCUCUCACAAAGGCUGUUCUGUUCUGAAGCAGAAAUGUUAAGAGCUGGUUUCUUCUGAUCCUCGCUGAACUGUGCUUGCAUUGUCAUUUUAUUGUGGAAAGGCUUUUGAUGUUCUGAACAUAUUAACUAGGGCAUGUACUGUAAAUAUCCUGAUGGUCUGUUAUUUCCUUCUAACGCCCAAGUCUCUAAUUAGGAGGAUUGAUGGAUAAGAAAGACAGUCAGCUGCGUCUUUGGUAUGAUGCUUUUAUUGAUGCUUUUAUUGUUUUUCUUUUGUUUAAUUACAUUAUAUCGACCACUCAUACUGUAUCACACAACGGGACUUUUUCCACAAUGCUAUAUUGUUAUGUGCCAUCUAUGAGCUGUUGUCAUUGUUUUCUCCUUAAAUAUAAAGCUACAGCAAAUAAAGUGUGACACUGUAACACUA